AUGCAGAGUUUCAAUACAUUACACACUCUAAUAAACAAGAAACUUAAUGGGGAAAUUACACCCCGGGCUACUUUGAAAGAUAUGUAUUCUAAAAUCAGUAAGGGUUUGAAGAAAGAGGAUUUGGAUUUGACGGAGGUUGUGCUAGUGAAGCGAGAGGUGAAUAGAUGCUCUGGUUGUCGGAGGAAGGUCGAUUUGACUGGAUUUAGUUACAGAUGUGGCGAGCUCUUUUAUGUCGACCAUCGUUAUUCCUAUAGUCAUGACUACAGCUACGACUACAAAGCCCCUGGAAGAGAGGCCAUCUCGAGGAAAAAUUCGAUGGUUAAAGCAGCUAAAAUUGUUAAUAUUUAA
Olea europaea var. sylvestris is the source of this 348-nucleotide messenger RNA. RefSeq names its product zinc finger A20 and AN1 domain-containing stress-associated protein 5-like. Gene Ontology annotation, biological process: protein ubiquitination. Gene Ontology annotation, molecular function: ubiquitin-protein transferase activity; zinc ion binding. Bases 1 to 348 code for a protein of 115 amino acids. The record is from RefSeq and is a predicted model, not a curated record. The transcript has 2 exons. Lineage: Eukaryota; Viridiplantae; Streptophyta; Magnoliopsida; Lamiales; Oleaceae.